CCUGAUAAUAAUUAUUGCACAAGACUUUGAGAAACUCCUCAGAACCCGAGAAGCCGUGCAGUUCGCAAAGAUGGGAAUAAAAGCCGUGGCUUUAUUGUUCUCCAGCGCAUUCAUCGCCAUUGCUUACGCACAAACAGGCGUGUGCACAAGAGCUGAAGCUGUUACUACGAUUGGUUCAUAUUACAUUCAAACAUCAUAUUACUACACAUAUAGUUGCGGUAUAUUUGGCUGGUCACGUUGUGGCAGCACCAGUUACGGCUCUGCCCUGCAAUAUCGAUCUGAUACAUCUUAUAAUCUUGUUUAUGAGUGUUGUGCUGGCUACCAUGACCCAGCAGGAGGCAUUAGCUGUGAACCAUUUUGCGAGGACUGUGAUAGCAACCACACCUGUAUUGCACCAUACACAUGCAUCUGUCCCGAAGGCUGGACCGGAGACAAUUGUGACGAAGAUAUUGACGAAUGUUUCGAGGGAACAUCUAAUUGUGAGCAACUGUGUACCAACACUAAUGGAUCAUACUUUUGCACCUGUUAUGAUGACUUCAGUCUUGGAUUGGAUUCACAUAGCUGUCUCGGACCACCACAGAACGUAUCACUGAAUGCUAGCAGCUCUAUGACGUUGCACUUGGAUUGGGAGGGGCCACAGCUAGACGAAAGAGAUGGCAGUGUAACAAGUUAUGAAGUAAACUGCACAUCUAGCUUCGGAUACUAUCACCUUGUGUCUGUUGAUGUUGGACUACUGGAGUACGACCUUGUUAAUUUGGCUCCAUUUUCAAACUACACUUGUUGUGCUAGUGCUUUGACGACAAAUGGACACUCAAGCACUGUGUGUGCUACAGAAGAAACCUUGCAAGACAUACCAAGUGAUGUGCCACAAAACGUCACGGUCAACAACCACAGUGCCUAUGCUGUGAUCAUUGAAUGGGAACCUCCGCUCACCCCAAAUGGUAUCAUUACACUUUACACCAUUUACGCUGACUAUAACAAUGGCACAAGCCAAGAAAUUGAUGUCAAAGCAACGGAUAGGAUUUACAAGUUGAAUGGACUGUCUCCACAUCAGCUCAUCAGCAUCAAUAUUUCAGCCAGUACCGUUAUAGGGGAAGGGCCUCUUUCGUCAACAAUAUCAGAACGCACAAGUCAAGCAGUACCAUCGCAAGUGACAGAUUUUGAAGUUAGCGCACUAUCACCAAACGAACUUCUUGUGUCCUGGAGUCUUCCUGAAUAUCACAAUGGGAUUUUGACCAAAUAUAAAAUUGUUGUCUACAAUAAAGUUUACAACUACACAGUCUCCCUGUUUGUUCCAGAUACAUCCACAAACGUGACCGUAUCGGAUGGCAUUGAACCAUUUGUACCAUACACUGUGGUGGUCUCUGCUUUUACACAUGCCGGUGAAGGGAUUGCUCUGAGUCAAAUAAUAUUUUCAGAAGAGGGAGUUCCAUCGGUUGAACCAGAACUAAUCCUGUCUGAAAGAACAGAUGCCACCUCACUACAUCUGUUAUGGGAGGCUCUAUCACUGGAGGAACUAAGGGGUUUUCUAGACUCAUAUGUGGUAGUCUUUGAGGAAUUAAACACCUACCAGUGUUUGGAUUUGGAUCCUCUAACAAGCAAUCUGUUUUAGUCCAAGAGGUGUUCAUUACUAUUAGUGAUGGAUUAAUGCCUGGAAAGGAGUAUUGUGUGGAGGUAGCAGCAAAGACCAGUGCAGGUGCUGGCAUUUCCACCAAGAUCACCAUACCAUGACCACCACAGAACGUAUCACUGAAUGCUAGCAGCUCCAUGACGUUGCACUUGGAUUGGGAGGGGCCACAGCUAGACGAAAGAGAUGGCAGUGUAACAAGUUAUGAAGUAAACUGCACAUCUAGCUUCGGAUACUAUCACCUUGUGUCUGUUGAUGUUGGACUACUGGAGUACGACCUUGUUAAUUUGGCUCCAUUUUCAAACUACACUUGUUGUGCUAGUGCUUUGACGACAAAUGGAAACUCAAGCACUGUGUGUGCUACAGAAGAAACCUUGCAAGACAUACCAAGUGAUGUGCCACAAAACGUCACGGUCAACAACCACAGUGCCUAUGCUGUGAUCAUUGAAUGGGAACCUCCGCUCACCCCAAAUGGUAUCAUUACACUUUACACCAUUUACGCUGACUAUAACAAUGGCACAAGCCAAGAAAUUGAUGUCAAAGCAACGGAUAGGAUUUACAAGUUGAAUGGACUGUCUCCACAUCAGCUCAUCAGCAUCAAUAUUUCAGCCAGUACCGUUAUAGGGGAAGGGCCUCUUUCGUCAACAAUAUCAGAACGCACAAGUCAAGCAGAACCAUUUGUACCAUACACUGUGGUGGUCUCUGCUUUUACACAUGCCGGUGAAGGGAUUGCUCUGAGUCAAAUAAUAUUUUCAGAAGAGGGAGUUCCAUCGGUUGAACCAGAACUAAUCCUGUCUGAAAGAACAGAUGCCACCUCACUACAUCUGUUAUGGGAGGCUCUAUCACUGGAGGAACUAAGGGGUUUUCUAGACUCAUAUGUGGUAGUCUUUGAGGAAUUAAACACCUACCAGUGUUUGGAUUUGGAUCCUCUAACAAGUCAAUCUGUUUUAGUCCAAGAGGUGUUCAUUACUAUUAGUUAUGGAUUAAUGCCUGGAAAGGAGUAUUGUGUGGAGGUAGCAGCAGAGACCAGUGCAGGUGCUGGCAUUUCCACCAAGAUCACCAUACCAUGUGUUCAACUGAGUGUGGAUCAGUACUGUUCAGUAGAACUUACAGAGCUGGGAAAUGGUGACUGCAUCAGUACUACUGUACCUCCACCACCUGAAACAACAACAAAAACAACUGCUGAUAGCCUCAAUGUAACUGAACAAAGUGAAGCAUCAGCUCACGAGUCGGUUGAAGUUCCUGUUUUUGCACUUGGUGGCUCAGCUGGUGUCCUUGCACUCAUUAUAAUUAUUGUUAUAGUGGCCACGUUCUGUGUAGCAUUGAGAUGCACGAGGAGAAACAAAAAACACAUUGUACAACAACCACGAUCCCGCCUUCGAGACUCUUUUGAGAACGAUUGUGCAGCCGUAAUGGAGAACCCUCUGUAUGCUGGUGUCAAGGAGGAAAAGCUCAGGGGUCUACCCAGCUAUGAUGAGUUGGAAGAAAUGAGCAAUAAAUGUAACUGAUGAGAGAUGCUCUCCAUAAAGUGACAAUAUUACUGUAGUGUUAUACUGUAUACAGAGUCACUAAAGUAGAGUAGUUGGUAACGUUAAGAAUAAAAAUGUGUUAAUGUGUUACGUUCUGGUUCAUAGUUAAGCAUUCUGCUGCAAUCUGUGAAUGUUGCUAUACUUUAUGACCUCCUUUUUG
Molecule: messenger RNA, 3316 nt
Organism: Geodia barretti
Lineage: Eukaryota; Metazoa; Porifera; Demospongiae; Tetractinellida; Geodiidae
Source: the annotation of a GenBank genome assembly